Molecule: messenger RNA, 2107 nt
Organism: Sitophilus oryzae (rice weevil)
Lineage: Eukaryota; Metazoa; Arthropoda; Insecta; Coleoptera; Curculionidae
Product: spondin-1-like
Exons: 8
Coding region: 556-1896 (446 amino acids)
Biological process (GO): cell adhesion
Cellular component (GO): extracellular matrix
Source: RefSeq, a predicted model, not a curated record
UUUAUCUCUUUGCAAUAAUCGCAAUUUGAUAAUAACAAGUCUGACGAUGAUCACGAGUAUCUAAAUAACUGUUCAAGUGAGCAAUGAGUCCCAGACCCCUUUAACAAUUUUAAAUAACUUAAGUUUUAAAGAUAGGUUAAUACUAAGUCGCCACUGAAAAUCUUAUCUUGUAAAAAUAUUAACGAACACAAACCUGACCACAAACGUACUCAAGAAAAAAGAUGAUGAAAGUAAAAACCAAAAGUUUUCUAAAAAAUUUCUUUAUUUUUUCGUUAAUGAUAUUAGAAUCCUUUUGUCACAAAUGCGACUUACUCAAAUCAGAUCUGGUCAUGACAGAGCAAACCAAACCACAUACCGCGAAAUACUACUUGGAUAUUGUGGAUAAACCGGAGAGGUAUGUUCCAGAAGAACGUUACGAGGUAACACUUAAGGGAGAUAUGUUUGUGUAUACGAACCCAAAAUUCAAGAGGUUUAUGAUUACUUUAGAGUCAAAAGCAAACCCUGAUGAUGACGAUAGCGUAACGUAUCAGACUGGCAAAUUUGUGCUGGGAGAAGAUGGUUUAUCUAGGUUUAGUGAUAAAUGUAAGGAUACUGUAUUGGAGGCAAAUACGCAACCGAAAAGUCAGGUCCGUUCAAAAAUCUCAGGUGACCUUAAUAUGGAAAGCUCCGCCUUCCAACAGUGGGUGCGUAUCUCUUAGGGCUCUAGUAAUGGAAUCUAGAGAAAAAUGGUACGAAACAGACGAGUUCCUUUUCAACGGUCCUCUAGUGAAAACCAUUUGCGAAGAUUUCAACGAAAACGAAGACGUCCUUCCUGAAAUUGAAAAGAUCUGCUGUUCUUGCGACGAAGCUAAGUAUGAGCUAGCUUUCGAAGGGAAAUGGGUACGAAAUAUGCAUCCAAAAGGUUUCCCUGAAGAUAUUUGGACCACUAGAUUUGGAAAUAUAGUGGGUGCGUCCCACAAAAUUAACCAUGAAUUCUGGAAGGAAGAUUCUGAAGCUAGCGAAGGUUUGAAGGAGCUAGCUUUUAAUGGAAGCACAAAAAAACUUGAAUCAGAAUUAAUGGCAAAUAUUGCUAACUUGAGAACAGUAAUAAAAGCAAGAGGAGUUGCCUAUCCAGACAUUACAUCGUCCUCAUACGCAAUAUUUAAAGUAGAUAGUGAAAACCAUUUAGUUUCUUUAGUAACCAAGAUGAUACCCUCACCAGAUUGGAUUGUUGGACUAUCCAAUAUGGAAUUAUGCCUAUCCAACUGCUCAUGGAGACAGUCGAGAUCAGUAAACUUGUAUCCCUGGGAUGUAGGAACUGACGAUGCUCUGGAAUAUACGGAAAGUCAGCCAUCUACCAACCCCCAGUCAGUGAUUACCAAAAUUACUUCGUCCAACCCUGCGGAUCCCAAGUCUCCAUUCUACGACGAAAAUGGAAACAAGAUGAAUCCUAUUGCAACGAUUCAUUUCAAGCUGGAAAAAGUUAUUAAAAAAGAAUGCGAUCCCAACAGAACCCCACCAUCAGAAGAGACUGAAGUAGAAGAAGACGAAGCCAUGCCCUCGGUGAGAUCCGGUUGUGAAACAACUGGAUGGAGUCAAUGGUCCAGUUGUAGUGUUCCAUGUGGACGGGGCCAUAUGACUAGAAACGUACGUUUCAAGCACAGUCCUGGCCCAAACGACUGCACUCAAAUAAAAAAGGAAGAGACGGUGGAGUGCAACGCUUCCUGUCAAAGCGGAGAAGAAGUUGGAAGAAUAUGUCCAAAUAUUAUUUGGGGUGCUUGGUCUCCCUGCAGUGUAGCUUGCGGUAAAGGCUGGAAGCAAAGGUAUAGAGUACCCAGUGACGAUGAUGACGAAGAUGAGAUUGAUAAAGAAUGUCCCAAUAAAGAAGAAGUAGAAUGCUAUGAACCUGACUGUUAAAUUAUUAAAGCAAAAAUAAAACAAAAUGUAUGCAGGAUUUUUUUACAUAACGUGUUCAAUAUAUUUUUAGGUUUUAAAUUUGUCCUAUUUUUAAUAUUUUCUAUUUCGUAACUACUUCCGAUUAAACCGGAAGUACUACCUAUAAUUUGCUUAUUUUAGAUAAAACUAGACAGAGUGGUCCGAACUGCAUUCCGGAAACUUCAGCAGCAUA